Molecule: messenger RNA, 1905 nt
Organism: Lottia gigantea (owl limpet)
Lineage: Eukaryota; Metazoa; Mollusca; Gastropoda; Lottiidae
Exons: 1
Coding region: 1-1905 (634 amino acids)
Source: RefSeq, a predicted model, not a curated record
AUGGUUUCAACGGUAAAGGAAAAACCUCAAUGCAGUGAAUGUAGUAAAUGUUUUGCAAGUGAAGAAUGCCUGAGAAGGCAUAGACGAAUACACACUGGAGAGAAACCCUUCACAUGUCAUAUUUGUAGUAAAUUGUUCAACCAAAAGGGAAAUUUAAAGAAACAUCUUCAAAAUCAUGAUGGUGAACGUCCUUUUUCUUGUUCAGUUUGUCCAAAAACAUUUACAUCAAAAUAUCAUCUUGAAAGACAUUUUAAAACUCAUACAAAAGAAAAACCGCACUCUUGUUCAUUUUGUGAAAAAACCUUUGCCAGAAAAUGGUCUUUGACGGAACAUGAACGUUUGCAUACAAAUACUAAAGAAUAUGAAUGUAAGCUAUGUAGAAAAUCGUUUCGUCAUGGUGCCACUUACAAACUACAUAUGGAAAUUCAUGAAAAUAUGAAGAAAUACAAAUGUGAUAAGUGCGGAAGUGCAUUUAACAAUCAAAGAGGUUUGACAUUUCAUUCUCUUGUACAUACUGGAGAUAAAAAAUUUCAGUGUCAUUUGUGUCCACAGAAAUAUUAUCAGAAGAGUAACUUAAACACUCAUAUGCUGGUUCAUACUCAAGCUAAGCCAUAUGUUUGCCAAAUCUGCAACAAAGCCUUCAACCACAAGUCAAAUCAACAGUCACAUACAUUGAGAUGGCACAGUGGAAUCAAACCCUUUCCAUGUGAUAUUUGUCAUGAGCAUUUUUAUACUGGUUCUCAUUUAAGAUGUCAUAAAAGAAAACAUACUGAAAAGAAACCACAAAAACAUACUGGAAAGAAACAUCAAUGUGAUGUUUGUAGUAAAUCAUUCAGUGCUUUGUGUUCUCUAAAACGUCACAGAGCUAUUCACUUUGGAAUAAUGAAACAUAAAUGUGAUGUUUGUGGUAAAGGCUUUACUCAAUUGGGUAACAUGAAGAAACACAAAUUGGUGCAGCAUUCUAACAUGUCACGUGACAUACCAUGUGACCAAUGUUGCAAAACAUUCUUCCAUAAACAUCAUUUGGCAAAUCAUAAGAAAAGAAUGCAUUCAUCUAUAAAACCCCCUCUCUAUGGGUGCAUGUUCUGUUUCCGAAAAUUCCAAUCCAGACAACAAUUAAAAAAUCAUGUGCAAGGUCAUUUGAACAGAAGAGAGUAUAAAUGUGAUGUUUGUAGUAAAUCAUUUAAUUAUAAACGACUAUUAACUCUUCACAAACGAAUUCAUAUUUCAUGGAAAAAAUUUCAAUGUGCUUUUUGCCCAAGUGCCUUCAGUCGAGUAGAUAACUUGUAUGGGCAUUUAUGGACCCAUUCUGACUUGAAAAGGUUUGCAUGUUUUAUAUGCGAUGAGAAAUUUCAUUAUCAAGUCCAUCUUCGUAAGCAUCAAUUAUUGGAACAUAGCAACAUACAGCCGUUUCCAUGUGACCAAUGUGACAUGAGAUUUGUGACAAAAAUUGAGCUCAAACGACAUUCCGUAGAGCACAAGCCAUAUAGAUCACAUUCCUGCAUUCAUUGUGACAAAAAAUAUAUCCAUCGUGGACAUUUACUAAAACAUCUACGAAGUCAUGGCAACGGUAAAUUAAAAUCGAAGAAACCAAUCAGAAACCAUUCCUCAAAUCAUAGCACCAGUGGUAGCAACAGUGAAUUAAAAUCGACCUCAGCAAUUAGAAGCCACAUAUUAAAAGAUUUCAACAACCAAAACAAGAAAGAAAUAGACUUGGAUACAUUGAUUGAAAGCGAUGGCGAAGAGAUAUACUCCAGUUUAAAGAUGGUAUUUUCGAGUUCAGAUCCGGGCUCUGAUAAUCCAGACUCUCAGAAGCUAACAGAAUACAAAGAAUCAACAGACACUAAAGAUCUCUUCACUGUUGAUUUUAACUCCAACACUAUCCCUAGAUUACAGGACAGCUAA